GCCAGCUGUCACACACCACAGUGCUUUGUUCCGUGCACAGUGCUCUCCAGACACCUAGCCUCAAAUUCCCUAGCAGAACAGACAUGUGGAAAAGAAACAAAGUUUGGCUGAUCAAACCUCCUGCAGAGCACCCCUUGGAGGCAAAGUACAGGCCUUUGCUUGAGAGUUUGGUCCCACCAGACCCCAUGUCUAAGCUUAAGCUAAAAAGAGGCUCCCCCAGAGAGGAGUUCCCCAGUUUGGAUGGCAAUUACACCUGUAUGGCUCGUGUCCUAGACCUGCACAUGUAUACUCGGCAGUUCAAUCGUGCGACUGAGAGUGGGGUCAUCUUUGAUGACAUCAUUCGCCCAGGCCUGGAGGACCCAGGAACACGUACAGGACCCAUGACAGUAGGCUGUUUAGCUGGGGAUGCCCAGUCCUACAUUCUCUUCUGUGAUUUUUUUGACCGUGUUAUUGAAGCCUACCACAGCUACAAGGUGUCGUGUGAUGUUAUGCAAGAGAGUGACUUCAAUUAUGACAACCUGAAGGGAGGCGACGCUUUUGACCCAGCUUAUACAGAAAGUUGUGAGGUGAGUGUUGCUCGCUGUGUGGAGGACUACUGCUUUCCCACGCACUGCAGCCGAGGGGAGAGGAGACAGCUGCUCACACUGGCCAAGAAAGUUCUGGACGAAUUUAGUGAGGAGUUUCCAGGAAAGCUUUACUCUAUAGAUGAUCUCAACCAAGAGACAAAGGAUAAAGGAAUCAUUAUGGAUGGUCCUCCUGCCUCCUUAAUAAAGACUGGUGUGGGUCGCGACUGGCCCGAUGCCCGGGCCUUGUGGGUGAGUGAUGAUGGGACUCUAGCAGUUUGGGUUAACAUGGAGGACCAUCUUAGACUUGUGUCUUCCAGAAACGAUGCCAAUAUCCAGGAGGCAUUUGCAACCAUCUGCAUAGGUUUACUGAAGAUGGAAGCACUGUACAAGAAGCUGAGGCAUCCAUUCAUCUGGAAACCUCAUCUGGGCUGGGUGGUGAGCUCACCCGCAGAGGUGGGGACUGGGCUAAAGGCAAGCGUUACAAUCAAGUUGGUUCAUCUAGUCACACACAAACGCCUGGACAACAUCCUGGACAGACUGCGGCUUUGCAUAGAGAAAGCUUGCUUGCAUGGAAUGUACAAAAUAUGCAACCGACAAACCAUCGGACUCACAGAAGUUGAGCUUACCCAGUUAGUAGUGGACGGGGUCAACCUUCUCAUCAGAAUGGAGAAGAGACUGGAGAACAAUGAGGGCUUUGAUGAUUUGGUGCCUGCACAGAAGUAGAGUGGCCAUAAUGGAAGAGCCAAGAAGUGGACAAUCAUCGGUUUGUGCUUAAUUCUGAGACCAUAAGGGUCAAACAUAAGGGUCAGAUGUCAAAUCUGAACAUGGUUAAUGUCACACUCAAGACCACAAUCAGCCUGUUUUGUGAAAGUGAUGCCUUUUUGAGAAACCUUUCAGAAAAGCCUAACUGAAUAUUAUUGGAGUGGUCUGCCACACAUCUUAGCCUUGUAGCAUGUAAUUUGUAAUCACAAAUGUGUGCACUUGUGAGAUCCUCUGGUGUGGCUUUCUUCUCUUUCAGUGUUGCUUACAAAAGGAACUCAUGCCAAUAGCUUCCCAUCUUAUAGAAUCUUUAGACUGCUAAACGUGACUUUAUAUCACCUGCAGAAUAAUUAAAGUAUACAGCCUACUGGCCCUAAACUAUGUUAUGUGUUUGAAAAUCAGAACACCAACACAUGUUGGGUAUAAACACAGAAACAUCAAUAAAAAAAGCACACAAUACAUUUUGGCUCAAAAACUCCUUUCAAGUAAGCUUUAAUGUGCACCAGUGAGACCAAAUCUUGAUGACCUAAUCAGACUUUUCUGAGAAAUGUGUUGAGAAAAAGGGUUAUGGGGGCAUGAGGGUGAAAUGACUGGAUAAGAGUUGUUGGGCACAGGAAGGUUAUUUGCAUUUUAAGUAAAAUUCUUCUGCCUUUUUCACACCACUCAAGCAGUUCCAUCACUAAGGCAGCAUAAUCAAGCAUCUGCUCGGGAAAUGUACCGCUACAAUAUGGGAUACAAUGCUUCCAAGUGUCUGAUCACAGCUUAAA
Messenger RNA from Pygocentrus nattereri (red-bellied piranha), 2092 nucleotides. Its product is annotated as zgc:172076. The record is from RefSeq and is a predicted model, not a curated record. NCBI's taxonomy places the organism in Eukaryota, Metazoa, Chordata, Actinopteri, Characiformes, Serrasalmidae. Gene Ontology annotation, biological process: phosphocreatine biosynthetic process. The coding region runs from base 84 to 1289 and encodes 401 amino acids. Gene Ontology annotation, molecular function: creatine kinase activity. The transcript is spliced from 9 exons.